AUGGAAACAUCUUCAAACUCUACCUAUUGUAGUUUACCAUGCAUCGUCCCCACCCACUGGGUCCUAGUUCAGGUUGACGCUUCAUACACGGGAGCAUAUAACCAUUCAGGUCUUGGGGGUUGGUUGAGGAAUAAUCAAGACAUAUGGUUAGCUGGUUUCCAGAAAAAGGUUUAUGCUGUCGAUGUACUAAUGGCGGAACUCUUGGGCAUAAUCGAAGGCCUAGCGUUGGCCAAACGUGGAGGUUUUGACUAUGUGGCAUGCAAACAGGAAUUCAAGGACAUCCAGUUCACAUUCGUGAAGCGUGAGAAGAACAAGGUUGCGGAUUUUCUUGCCCGUGACUGUAGAAGAGAUGUUAGAAAUCUAAAUGUUGUUAGGGAUUUACCCCUUCCCCCUACUGAGUGUAUGAACUUAUUAUUGACGGAUUGUUGUAGGCUUCCAGGCCAAAACUCUGGUUAA
This is a messenger RNA of Beta vulgaris subsp. vulgaris (sugar beet), 456 nucleotides long. RefSeq lists its product as uncharacterized. Bases 1 to 456 code for a protein of 151 amino acids. The record is from RefSeq and is a predicted model, not a curated record. NCBI's taxonomy places the organism in Eukaryota, Viridiplantae, Streptophyta, Magnoliopsida, Caryophyllales, Amaranthaceae. The transcript is spliced from 2 exons. Gene Ontology annotation, molecular function: RNA-DNA hybrid ribonuclease activity; nucleic acid binding.